CCAGGGGCUGGGAGCAGGGCCUGGGUGGGCUUGACGUGAUGAUUCUCAGAGAGAACCAGCUGGCGCCGGGCGAAGGAGCUGCUAGAACAAUGCUGAGGCGGGCGAGGUGAGGAGCGGCCAGGCAGCCCGCGUGUCUGGAACAGGUGAUCGGAGGUGCCGCCAACCGGGCACCUGGGCAUCCCUCCCCUCGCCUCCCAGGCCUGGCGCCCCGGGGACCAGGCACGGGGGAGAAACCAUGGCGACCAAUUUCAGCGACAUCGUCAAGCAAGGCUACGUGAAGAUGAAGAGCAGGAAGCUCGGGAUCUACCGGAGGUGCUGGCUGGUGUUCCGGAAAUCCUCCAGCAAGGGGCCCCAGCGGCUGGAGAAGUAUCCGGAUGAGAAGUCAGUGUGCCUGCGAGGCUGCCCCAAGGUGACUGAGAUCAGCAAUGUCAAAUGUGUCACACGGCUCCCCAAGGAGACCAAGCGGCAGGCGGUGGCCAUCAUAUUCACGGAUGACUCGGCACGUACCUUCACCUGCGACUCAGAGCUGGAGGCUGAAGAAUGGUACAAGACAUUAUCCGUGGAGUGUCUGGGGUCACGGCUAAACGACAUCAGUUUGGGAGAGCCUGAUCUCCUGGCCCCAGGGGUGCAGUGUGAGCAGACAGACCGCUUCAAUGUCUUCCUGCUGCCCUGCCCCAACCUGGACGUGUACGGCGAGUGCAAGCUGCAGAUCACCCACGAGAACAUCUACCUCUGGGACAUACACAACCCCCGCGUGAAGCUCGUCUCGUGGCCCCUCUGCUCAUUGCGCCGCUAUGGCCGGGACGCCACACGCUUUACCUUUGAGGCUGGCCGGAUGUGCGAUGCUGGCGAAGGGCUCUACACCUUCCAGACACAGGAGGGGGAGCAGAUUUACCAGCGGGUCCACAGUGCCACCCUGGCCAUCGCCGAGCAGCACAAGCGGGUCCUGCUGGAGAUGGAGAAGAACGUGAGGCUGCUGAACAAGGGCACAGAACACUACUCGUACCCCUGCACACCCACCACCAUGCUGCCCCGCAGUGCCUACUGGCACCACAUCACGGGUUCCCAGAACAUCGCCGAAGCCUCCAGCUAUGCCGAUUCAUCCUGCUAAAGCCAAAGCCCAGCCAGGGGGACAGCAGCGAGGCCAAGACCCCAUCCCAGUGACAGCAGCGCUGGCGAACACAUAAGAUUGCUGGGGGCUGCCUGCAGCGUACGGUGGACAGCCAGCCCCAAGGGGCUGUUGGCCAAGAGCCUGGAGAAAGGGGGCAAGCUGUCCCCUCCUUGCCCCCAAGGGUGAGGCUGGACAAGGCAAAGGGCUGGCCACACCACCUGAGCAUGUGUGAGGGGCUGGCGCUACCGUGGGACUAUAUACUGUUAAUGAUUUUAAUAUAUAUGGCUUAUGACAUAUUCUAUAUUAAUGAGAUUGCCCCCUCUAUCCCUCCCCGCCAACACAUCCCCAUUUUUUAAUCCCACAACCAGGCCACGGUCAGGGCUGGUUUUGAGUACGAGGGCAGCGGUUUCCCUGUCCUCCGUGGCACACCCCUCUGCUGCCAGGACCUGUUUGAACUGCCCAGGGCCAGAGGAGGGGGACAGUCAGAACUCAAGGCUGGCAUUCUGACUGCUGGCUUUUCCCAGGCAGCCCAGGGCCCGAGACAGCAGGUGGCUUCCCAGUUCCUCUGGGCCUAGAAUGGCACAGGAAGGAUCUAAAUUUCCACUGUGUCACUUGCCAGCCUUGUACUUGGAGUCUGAAGCAGAGGUGACAUCUGGUUGAUGCCUCAGGUGAAAAUCUGGUUUUAAAAUGCAAUUUCCACACAGGCUCCUUCCUGCUUAGUAGGCUGAGCAGAUGCCCUCGGGCUGGGGGUGCCGACUCCCUCAGCCUUGCGGAGGAAGGCAGGGCUGCUGUGGGGAGCACGCCCGCUGCCCCUCUCGCUGACCAGGGCUGGACAAUGCCCCAGCAGAGGGAGCCCCUCCGCCCGGUGUCUGGCCGCCCUGGGCCAGCGAAAGCACUCGGAAAGCAAGACCUUCCCACUUUCUCCUCCCCACACGGUGCUGAGGCUCCCUGCUGAAACGCAAUUAAAGCAAUUCAUUUUCUAGUGCUGGUAUUUAUCGACUACCAUGCAGAAGGGCUAUCUUUCUAUUCUUAUCAAACCUUUGGUUGCGUGGUUUUUUGGUUUUUGGUUUUUUAAAAAAUACUUUAGGGUUCUGAUUUGUGGGACUUGACCUUGUAAAUAACCACUAUUCAAGUUGUGGCAGGAGGACGAUAACGAGGCCCCUCCCAAAGGAGCCCUAGAGCCAGGGAGGUGGCUUAGCCAGCUCAGCUCGGACCACCCAGAGGCAUGAGCUUCCCUGAAGAGGGGAACUGGGGUCCAAAGGCCUUUGGGGAGGGAGGCGGAGCUGGCUGGCUCAGCUAAGUGGCACGAUGACGCAUGAAGGAGAUUAUGUUGUGCUCUUUAUUGCCAAAAAUAAACACUUUUAAAAA
Propithecus coquereli (Coquerel's sifaka) is the source of this 2479-nucleotide messenger RNA. RefSeq names its product docking protein 4 (gene DOK4). Gene Ontology annotation, biological process: positive regulation of MAPK cascade; cell surface receptor protein tyrosine kinase signaling pathway. Gene Ontology annotation, cellular component: cytoplasm. The transcript is spliced from 9 exons. The record is from RefSeq and is a predicted model, not a curated record. Bases 236 to 1111 code for a protein of 291 amino acids. NCBI's taxonomy places the organism in Eukaryota, Metazoa, Chordata, Mammalia, Primates, Indriidae.